Molecule: messenger RNA, 336 nt
Organism: Hyposmocoma kahamanoa
Lineage: Eukaryota; Metazoa; Arthropoda; Insecta; Lepidoptera; Cosmopterigidae
Gene: l(3)neo43
Product: cytochrome c oxidase assembly protein COX16 homolog, mitochondrial
Exons: 2
Coding region: 1-336 (111 amino acids)
Biological process (GO): mitochondrial respiratory chain complex IV assembly
Cellular component (GO): mitochondrial inner membrane
Source: RefSeq, a predicted model, not a curated record
AUGAUUGCUAAGAACGGAAAAUUAUUCACAAAAUUCGAUUCUAUUAGGUCUUCUUUUAAUACUUUAACUAAACGAAAGUCAUUUAAAUACGGUUUACCAUUCUUAUUGUUCGUUGUCGGGGGAUCUUUUGGUUUACGAGAAUGGACGCAAAUAAGGUAUCAAUUUUCACACGUAAAAGGAGUAAGCAGGGAAGAAGCAGAGAAAAUGGGUCUUCGUAAAGCUAAGGAAGUCACGUUGGAAACAGCAUACGACGAAAUUCAAAAACUUGAUGUAGAUAAUUGGGAAAACAAGCGAGGCCCUCGACCUUGGGAAGAUGCAGGAAGACAAAAGAAAUAG